AAAAAGGAAAAAAAAAAAAAAAAACUUCUCCUAUAUCGUCCCGUCCACUUUCGAUGUUAAGCGCCGUCAAUCUUCGCGACAGGCUAGCCAGCCUUCCAGACAGUCUGAGAUGGCAAUCUAUACUUCGUUAUGUCGCCGUCACUUUCAUCGUCUCUAUAACCUUGUCCGGCAUCUUCUUAUUUCGCCAUCCCGAGGCCUUCCUCCGUGAUACCGGAUCCCAUUACUUCGAAUACUUUUGGAAUCGCACGGCGGAUCAUCCCAUCGAUCAUCUUAUCAGCGAUGCGCACACAUUCCACGAGAACCUGCUGAAACAGCGAAGCUUCGACCUACCUACAGCCGCAGCUCGCUAUCGCGAGCGACGAGGGCGACACCCUCCUCCAGGAUUUGAUGCCUGGUUCCGGUAUGCGACAGAACACGAGGCAAUAAUCGUAGAGUCUUUUUUCGACAGGAUAUAUGCCGACAUAGCGCCGUUUUGGGCCCUCGACGCCCUGACGACUGCUGAACGAGCCGCAGCGUCGGAAUAUGUUGUGCGCGUUCGCAAGGGCGUUGCCAGCGGUGUAGGCAAUACUGAAGGUAAAGUUCCGUGGUUAGAACUAUGGACAAAAUUAGUGGCUGAGGCCGCGCCGUGGUUGCCGGACGUCGAUAUGCCUAUUAAUUACAUGGACGAAUCUCGGAUUAUCGUUCCUUGGGAAGACGUAACGAGUCUGGUGGACAAGGAGCGAAUAAGUCGCUCGGUCAAGCCCCUAGAAGAAGUGGUGACGGAAUAUAGCGGCCUAGAUAAGGUUGAUGCUAAGGCCGGCGAUACUCAACCUUAUAAACCGAAUUGGCUUAGAGAAAACUACUGGGACCUUACACGGGUCGCUUGCGCUCCCGAUUCGCCGUCACGCAAUGUGACACCGAUCCAGAAUAUAGAGGAGCCGCCCGUGUUCCCAGAAGAUUGGGAACCCGAGUACAUGUACAAAGGAUAUAUCCGUAACUUUACCGCCGCUACGGAUCCGUGCGUCCAGCCCCACCUCCGGGGCAUGCACGGCACAUUCAUCGAGCCCCUGACGAUGUCAACGAGCCAAGAGCUCAUCCCGUUAUUUGGCGGAUGCAAGCUACCCGUGAAUAACGAGAUCCUCAUCCCCGGGGCUAUGUACCUGACGGACAACCCCUUCUAUUCGGGUGGAAAUACGCACGGUCCAUCUUGGUGGAGGAAGACCAACGGCGUCGUUUGGCGGGGUGUCGCAUCAGGGGGCCGGAACAAGAAGGAGAAUUGGUUUCAUUUCCAGCGGCACCGUCUUGUAGAAAUGCUCAACGGGACGACAGUGUCCGGAAUGGAAGAGCACGGCUCUCGCGCCAUGACGUUUGAGAUGCCGCCCAUGCAGAAGUACGAUUUCCCGCGACGGCGCGAGGCAACAAUUGGCACUUGGUUACAAGAGUUCUCUAACGCCGGCUUUGUCAACCUCCUGUGCUUUCCGGAGGAUUCCAACUGCACCUACGUCCGACCCUACUUCUCCGAGGUGCAGGGCAUUCCCAUGAAGGAGCAAUACAAGUACAAGUUCAUGCCCGAUGUGGACGGGAACAGUUUCAGUGCAAGAUUUAGAGGUUUUCUGCUGUCAACAUCCCUCCCCCUCAAGGCUACGAUAUACUCAGAGUGGCACGACGAUCGCUUGGUUCCGUGGCUGCAUUUUGCUCCUAUGGAUAAUACCUUUCAGGAUCUCUACGCUAUACUUGAUUACUUUACUAGGGAUAGAAAAGGCGACAUCUCUGCACGCUUCAUCGCCGAGGAGGGUAUGUCUUGGGGUUCAAAGGUCCUCAGGAGGGAAGAUAUGUUGUUAUACGUUUGGAGGCUGCUACUCGAAUUUGCACGCGUAUGUGACGAGAAACGGGAAAUGCUUGGAUAUAUAGACGAUUUAAGACCGGCAUAAUGAGCACAUGUAUACCUCCUAAGGUAACUUCUUGUAUAUUAAUAAUUUCUUUCCAAUACAUCUUAACAUAAGCUGUGGAUCUAUUCCCGGGCUCCGUCUUCAUCCCGUCUUGAAUAACUUUUGAUGAUAAUAGGUACUUGCCGAC
Messenger RNA from Daldinia caldariorum, 2055 nucleotides. Its product is annotated as glycosyltransferase family 90 protein. The transcript has a single exon. The record is from RefSeq and is a predicted model, not a curated record. NCBI's taxonomy places the organism in Eukaryota, Fungi, Ascomycota, Sordariomycetes, Xylariales, Hypoxylaceae. Bases 54 to 1910 code for a protein of 618 amino acids.